GUUCUUGGUGGGUGUUUUAGGUUGCGUUUUUACCGGCUGCAUUUUGGCGAAUUUCGCCACGGUUUUGCGAAUGUUUUCCUCAUUGAAGAUGCUCUCGACGCUGAAUGCACUGAAACACUGCACCAGGGGGGGCUUGCGCGAUAUUUUCGAUAUCGAAAACAUGCCGGAAGUUGCAUUUACAUCACGAGAAUUUUGCCAGCCCGAUGAGUUUUUUUGACAGAUGACAGAUUGUAACGGAUCAAUGGCGACGUUUCACCAAUUUUUCACGCUAUUUGAGCCAAAAUUAGCAUAAUUACCACCUGAAAUAAUAAAUGUCUUGGCUGAAACAACAGCCGGGUGAUUUUUUAAUAAGGGGUCAUUUUGGCGGCAAAUUUGAAUCGGUUGCGUAACGCAUUGAUUUCCCCACACUUGAGAAAGUUGAGUCGCCGGGAAGACUCACAUGUGGUUAGAACAGUGCAGUGAUGGCCUUUAACAAGUUUGUUACUUUUUUUCACACUGUUUUUUACCUACUUGGGCUUUUUAUCGCAGCAACUCAAAGUGAAAAAAUAAAAUGUGUUGAAAACGGUCGUUUUUAUCGCGACCCUGACCGCCCUCCUCACAAAGUUUGGACUUCUAGUGAAUGCUCCAAAUAUUAUCUUUGCAUCGACGGCGAAGUCUUCGAUUUUCGGUGCUCCUCGGGUCUUCUUUUCGACGUCAUAAAACAAAUUUGUGAUUUAAAAAUAAACGUUGAUAACUGCGACAUCACUUCAGAAACCAUCACUCCUCGGCCAAUCCCCAAAUGUCCCAACAACCAUCAGGGAUGUACCGAUGGUACUUGUCUCCCCCAGAACUACUUCUGUGAUGGGUCUGUGGAUUGUCUCGAUGGGAGCGACGAGAGGUUCUGUGACCCAAAAAAUGACCCCUAUGGAGCAUUAGAGUGCAACUCGAGUUGUGCCCUGCCGGAGUGUUUUUGCUCCCAUGAUGGGACACAAAUUCCUGGGAAUUUGGAACCAUCAAAAGUCGCACAAAUGGUACUCUUGACAUUUGAUGGUCCCAUCAAUUCCGACAAUUGGGAAUUAUUGGGUUGGUUACUAAAUGGUGCCAAAAACCCCAAUGGGUGUCCCAUCGAAUCAACAUUUUUUGUGAGCCAUCAGCACAACAAUUACCACCAAACCCAAAAAUUAUGGAACAACGGGCAUGAGAUUGCCGUCCAUUCCGUUACGCACCGCGCUGAGGCCCAUUGGUGGUCCCGAAACGCCAGCAUUGAGGAUUGGUUCGACGAAAUGGUGGGCGAGGCUAACAUCCUCCAUCGAUUUUCGGGGGUUCGUUUGAGUGAUUUGAGGGGAUUGAGGGCCCCUUUCCUCCAGAUUGGCUCAAAUCGCCAGUUUUUGAUGAUGAAAGAGUUUGGGUUUGUUUAUGACAGUUCAAUAGUGGCCCCAUUUACGAACCCGCCCUUAUGGCCCUACACCCUAGACCACAAAAUGCCUCAUGAGUGUUCAGAAACCAAACAGGAGUGCCCGACUAGGUCAUACCCAGGCAUCUGGGAAGUGGUUUUGAACCCUUUCGAGGCUAAGGAUUACUCCUGUGCGAGACUAGACGCUUGCCCAGGUGACCUUUCAGGCGAUGAUAUUUUCAAAAUUUUGGUCAAUAAUUUUAAACGGCAUUAUUUGGCCAAUAGAGCACCUUUUGGGCUACAUUUGAACACAGCCUGGCUCAAAAACAAAGAUUAUUUUGACGCACUCCAGGAUUUUAUUGAAGAGAUCUUACAACAACCAGAUGUUUGGUUUGUGACUAAUUCACAAGCAAUUAAAUGGAUGCAAAAUCCGACUUCUGUUGACCAGUUAGACUCGUUUAAGGAAUGGAAUUGCGAUAAAGUUUUCAAAAAACAUGAAUUAGCAUGUAAAGUGCCCAAUGUCUGUAAACUUUAUUCCAGGAUUUUUCAGCAGGAGAGGUAUUUGUAUACUUGUUUUCAGUGCCCUUUGAAUUAUCCUUGGAUUAGGAACGAAUUCGGGCUCGACUAGCCCAUAAAAAGAACUGAUUAUGUUAAUACUGAUCUAAUAUUCUAUUUUAUGUAUUUUUAAUAUAUUAUUUAUUGUUUUUUAAAAUAAA
This is a messenger RNA of Tribolium madens (black flour beetle), 2088 nucleotides long. It is a transcript of the gene ChLD3, whose product is annotated as chitin deacetylase 1. Gene Ontology annotation, molecular function: chitin binding; protein binding. The transcript is spliced from 5 exons. The record is from RefSeq and is a predicted model, not a curated record. Gene Ontology annotation, cellular component: extracellular region. Lineage: Eukaryota; Metazoa; Arthropoda; Insecta; Coleoptera; Tenebrionidae. Gene Ontology annotation, biological process: carbohydrate metabolic process. The coding region runs from base 462 to 2000 and encodes 512 amino acids.